GAACCCCACACCCACACCACCUUUAUUUUCCCUUUCCCUUUCCUUUGCUUGUGAGUUCUGUCCCAAUACAGGGGGCUACCACACCCAUAUCUCUUCUUUUCUUUUUUCCUUUCAUUGAAGAAGAAAACCACAUUCACAUUCACAUUCACAUUCACAUUCACUUCACUCACACUCUUCUCUCUUAUUAUACAUCAUGACACUGACACUACCAUCUUUCAAUACCCUUCUUCUCAUCUUAUUCAUUCCUUGCUAUCUGUCUCUACCUAUCCCUAUCCCUAUCCCUGAUGCAGCAACAGUUCAACCACUCACACCAAAUCCAUCUUCAUCUUUACAAGGAACAAUCCCUGCCUUUCCUGAACAAGCUGAUGUUGCAAGAUGCCCUUUAAGUCUCUCAGAUGAACACUUGAAUGGAAUCAAAAACGCAUGCAGUUCCAAAUCCAACAAACAUGAUGCUGCUGAUGAUGAACUUCACCGUAGCCGAUGUUGUCCUGCUCUAGCUGCGUGGCUAUAUUCUGCUUACUCUGCCACUGCUCUUGGUGGAUUUGAACAUGGACACACUACAUCAUAUGACAUGCCUUUGUUACCAGAUGAUUCUGAAACAUGUGAAAGUGAUUUGGGAAAGGCUUUGAAAGUUAGAGGGAUUGAACUUUUUCAACCUAAUGAGACUUGUGAUGUGGUUUAUUGCUAUUGUGGUAUUAGGCUUCAUCCUUUGAGCUGUUCUGAAUCAUUUAAACUUACAGCUCAUAAUGGAAAUCUUGUUGGGGAUGAAAGUGUCAAGAGAUUGGAGAGAAAUUGUUUGAGUAGUAGCAGUAAUCAUGUCAAUGGAUUUCCUGCUCUAGGAGGUUGCUCUAAGUGCUUGCAUAGCCUCUAUUCGCUUAGAAAGAAGACUUCAAACUCAAGUAAAUCAGGAGAUAGAACAACCAAGAUCCAUAACAAAGAUUGUGAACUAAUGGGAUUAACAUGGCUUCUUGCUAAGAAUAGGACAACUUACAUUCACACAGUUACUUGGGUUCUUCGUGCUUUGAUGUUGAGCCCUGAUGGAUCUGACCCACAAUCAUGUACUCUUAAUAGUGAUGGAAUGCCUCUUGCUGUUGAUUCUUCUGAAAUGUAUGAUCAAUCUUCAUCAAUCAACCUCAAAGUACCAAUCUUUACUUCUUUGUUAUUUCUACUAGCUAUGCAUUUCAUUCUAUUAUCCACUUAACUCAAAAGUCAAAUGGGAACCAAAAGAUUGAUCUCCUAUCUUGGCAUUUGUAAAUUUCAAUAGUAGCUUUGGUGCCUAGCUACUAGGAGUGUAAUUUUUUUAGUUAUUAAUUGAAAUUUGGUUGAUAUUCGUGUGAAAUAUCUACUAGCGUUGUUAAUUAUUAAUCAUGUGUUUUCAUCAAUGAGACUUAAAUCUAAGACUUUACUUUGAUGAUCUGAGUUUAGUUUUACUCAAAUCAAAUUAACGUUGGUAUUAUAUUGAAA
This is a messenger RNA of Medicago truncatula (barrel medic), 1464 nucleotides long. RefSeq lists its product as uncharacterized. The record is from RefSeq and is a predicted model, not a curated record. The transcript has 2 exons. The coding region runs from base 194 to 1201 and encodes 335 amino acids. Lineage: Eukaryota; Viridiplantae; Streptophyta; Magnoliopsida; Fabales; Fabaceae.